This is a messenger RNA of Arachis ipaensis, 930 nucleotides long. RefSeq lists its product as uncharacterized. The record is from RefSeq and is a predicted model, not a curated record. Lineage: Eukaryota; Viridiplantae; Streptophyta; Magnoliopsida; Fabales; Fabaceae.
AUGGCUGAGGUGCCAAGAGGGGUGAAGAGUCCGAAGAUAGUCACAAAAUUUGCUGGUGAAGUUGGAGAAUCAACUACUGAACAUGUUGCUCAUUAUUUGGUUGAAAUUGGGAACUUAGCUGAUGAUGAAAAUUUGAAAAUGAAGUUUUUUCUAUCUUCAUUGACGAAAAACCCAUUUACUUGGUUUUCAAAUCUCAGACCAAAUUCGAUCACAAUAUGGAAUCAGUUAGAAACUACUUUUCACACUCAGUUUUAUCGAGGGGAGAUGAAUGUAGCAGUUACUGAUCUUGUGGCUUUGAAACGUGAAGAUGGUGAAACCAUCAAUAAUUAUUUAAUACGUUUCAAAAACGCUAGAAGUAGAUGCUAUGUGUCAUUACCCGAAAGUGAGGUAGUGAAAAUAGCAACUAUGGGGUUAGGAUUUUAUAUGCGCAGAAAACUGCUCAAUGUGCAUAUUCCUGAUUUGGCCCAUUUGGCUGAAAAGGUUCGACAGACCAAACUCAUGAAAAAAGAAAAAGAAAAGUAUAGAAAUGAACAAAGUUCAAAGAGUAAACCCUUUACUCGAAAAGAAAAGGUCGCUUAUGUAACCAUGGAGUCCUCAGAGGAGGAAUUCGACUUUGAAACAGAAGUCGAUUUGGCUGAACUUAAGAAAGGUCCUCCAUAUGUUUGUUCUUUAUUGAAGAAACUUCCAAAUAAACAAUUAAUUCUGCCUGAGGGUAGAACUUUACUUUCUGUGAAAGAUUUAAAAGGAAAGCCUUACUGUAAAUUUCACCAAGCAACAAGUCAUUCGACUAACAGUUGUGUUCGUUUCAGGGACUUGAUUCAAGAAGCGAUAAUGGAAGGACGAUUGAAAUUCGACGAUGGCAAGAAAGAGAUGAAGGUUGAUGUGGAUCCCUUCGAGGUUGAUGCCAGUUAUGUCGAACCUUGUUUUUGA